Messenger RNA from Penicillium maclennaniae, 672 nucleotides. RefSeq lists its product as uncharacterized. NCBI's taxonomy places the organism in Eukaryota, Fungi, Ascomycota, Eurotiomycetes, Eurotiales, Aspergillaceae. The transcript has 2 exons. The record is from RefSeq and is a predicted model, not a curated record. Bases 1 to 672 code for a protein of 223 amino acids.
AUGCAGGAACAGUCUUUUUACGAGAAUACCAUUCCCAUCGCCAUAUCCCAACUUCGAGGCGAUAAACAAAUUCCUACCCUGCGCCAGUACUUUGACGGUGGCCAAUGUCGCGUAUUCAAGGUGACCUUCGUGAAUGGCGAGAGCUGGGCUGUACGAGUCCCUCUUUUCGUCCGCCAUGUUUCGCAGGACACUGUUAUACAGCUCCUUGAUUCCGAAGUUUGUCUUCUUGAGGAGCUUGGAUUGAAGGGGUUCUCGUGGGCUCCAAGGCUCCGGGGCUGCAGUCUCACAUUUGAUAAUGCCAUCAGAUACCCCUUCAUCGCAUUAACAUGGACUCCAGGCAACCAGCUUUCAUGGUCCGAUGAACAUCCUACGCAACCUCUUCGGAAAGAAAUCCUAGAUCAAGUUGCGACGAUGCACACAUCACUAAUUGAAUGUACCAAGCAGGCUAGGGGAUCUUCGCUAAAGCAUUUCACCCGGAUAAUUCAAAACAAGACCCGUCGUGUCCGCGAGGGUCUCCUUCCAGAGAUCACGGAACAGGACUGCUCUGACCAAAUGGAAUUUCUCUCUGAUGCUGUUUUACUUGAACUUGAUGAAGCGCCUUUCGCUAUUGCCCAUGGCGAUAUGUCGCCACAAAACAUACUCAUAGAUGAGCAGAACAAUGUCACAGGGUAA